Teleopsis dalmanni is the source of this 1062-nucleotide messenger RNA. Its product is annotated as cyclin-dependent kinase 1-like. The coding region runs from base 97 to 984 and encodes 295 amino acids. The record is from RefSeq and is a predicted model, not a curated record. Gene Ontology annotation, cellular component: nucleus. Gene Ontology annotation, biological process: protein phosphorylation; mitotic G2 DNA damage checkpoint signaling; G2/M transition of mitotic cell cycle. Lineage: Eukaryota; Metazoa; Arthropoda; Insecta; Diptera; Diopsidae. Gene Ontology annotation, molecular function: cyclin-dependent protein serine/threonine kinase activity; RNA polymerase II CTD heptapeptide repeat kinase activity; ATP binding. The transcript has 3 exons.
CGCAUUCAUGAAAUGCAACGCUUGUUUAUUUGGCGGUUGUAAAACAUUUUAAAUUUCUUUAUAUUGAAUGGGAACCACAAGUCUUGAGUGCCAAACAUGGAAGAUUAUAGAAAAUUAGAAAAAAUUGGCGAAGGGACAUUUGGAAUCGUUUAUAAAGCAGAAGAUUCGGUAACGGGACAAAUUGUUGCCAUGAAAAAAAUUAAACUAGGAGCAAGUGAAGGAAUUCCCGCAACAGCAUUAAGGGAAAUGGAUCUGCUUCAAGGGCUUAAACAUCCAAACAUUAUAUGCUUAAUAGAUAUUGUCAUGGAUCAAUAUCGCUUAUACUUAAUAUUUGAGUACCUAUCAAUGGAUUUAAAAAAGUACAUGGAUUCUAUGACUCCUGAUACACAUAUUGAUAAGGAAUUAGUGCGUAGAUACUUAUAUCAAAUCACUAAUGCCAUACACUAUUGUCAUCGCAAUCAUGUUCUUCAUCGAGAUCUAAAACCACAGAAUAUAUUAAUUGAUAAAAAGGGUGUUAUAAAAGUAGCAGAUUUUGGUCUCGGGCGGUCCAUUAGUCCUAGAUCUCGCGUAUAUACACAUGAAGUUGUGACAUUGUGGUACAGAGCUCCUGAGAUUUUGUUGGGGUCUCCAUAUUAUGCCUUCUCAGUGGAUAUAUGGUCAAUUGGUUGUAUUUUUGCUGAAAUGUCUAGCAGAAAACCACUAUUUCAAGGAGAUUCCGAAAUUAAUCAACUAUUCCACAUUUUCAGAAUUUUGAAAACACCAACUGAGGACAUAUGGCCUGGAGUAACCUCUCUUCCAGAUUACAAAGCAACAUUCCCUUGUUGGUCAUCAUACACUCUACGUGAACAAUUAAAAAAUAUAAGUGAACUAGGAAUCGAUUUAUUACAGAAGAUGCUUAUUUAUGAUCCGUUUCAUCGUUUUACAGCUAGAGAUAUAUUGAACCAUCCAUAUUUUGACGAUUUUACCAGUACUACGUCUGAGUAAAAUGACUAAGAUUUUACUAAAACCUUUGUAAAGAAUUGAUAUGUAAAUGAUGUUGAAGCAACCAUAAUUUUAAAGAAU